UAUCCGUACAUCGUUUCUACGGUUCAUGUUGCAGUCUGCAGCAUGAGGCAUGAGAGCGGCCUCGGGAGUAUGAACAUUCCCUUCAAUCCUUGUCUCCCUUCCCUCCAUCGCGUUUCGCAAUCGAAUCCUUUUUCUUCCUUUUACAGCACAGCUUUCAAUAUUCUCUUUUCACCUUUUCAACUUGUGUCGUUCGUCGGCGUGAUUCGAAUUCGGUGGUCUCCCUCGAAUUUUCUGCUUUUUGUUUGUGCUAUUUAUGUUGCCCAACGGCACAACCACAAACCCACAACCGCAUUCGCAGCCAGCCGUAGAGCCUUCGGAUUAACUGUUGGUGCCUUAUUUGCAAUCCGGUGCCGAGUUGGGAAACUACAUCCUGAGUCGAAUGGGUUACCUACGCAGCAAUGAUUCACGAGAAAACGCGCAGCAGAAUGAUAUUGGUGCAGCAGUGCGCAAUGGAAGAGAAAUCCUUUUUCAGGCCUUCAAUUGGGAGUCUCAUAAACAUGAUUUUCUGGGAAAUUUAGAAACAAAAAGUUCCGGAAGAAGAUCUGGUUUUACGUCAGCAUGGUGCACCAGCACUCAAUCCUUUGCACAGAAGGUUGAUUGCACAAAUUUUCUAGGCUGGUUACCUCCAUCAUAUUCCCUCAAUUCUAAUAUGAUCCGAGAACUUAUAAAUCUACUUCAAAAAAUGAAGCAACAUAAGUUUAGAGCAAUGGCUGAUAUUGUUAUCAAUCAUCGUGUUGGGACUACCGAGGCAUGGUGGAAUGUACACCGCUAUGAUGAUUCAUUGUCAUGGGAUGAAACGUGCGUCACAUCUUGUACCGGUGGACUGGGUAAUCGAAGUACUGGUGACAAUUUCCAUGGGGUUCCGAAUAUUGAUCAUAGCCAACCUUUUGUUCGAAAAGAUAUUACAGGAUGGCUGCAGUGGCUACGUAAUAAUGUUGGUUUUCAGGAUUUCCGAUUUGAUUUUGCAAGGGGUUAUUCAGCAAAAUAUGUGAAAGAAUACAUUGAAGGAGCAAAACCAAUUUUUUCUGUUGGGGAGUAUUGGGACUCUUGCAACUAUAACGAUCAUGGCCUGGAUUACAACCAAGAUAGCCACAGACAGCGGAUAGUAAAUUGGAUCAAUGGCACUGGACAGCUAUCAACUGCGUUUGACUUCACAACCAAGGGAAUUCUUCAGGAAGCUGUUAAAGGACAAUUGUGGCGCCUGCGUGACCCCCAAGGGAAGCCACCAGGUUUAAUUGGAUGGUGGCCGUCGAGAGCUGUCACAUUCCUUGAUAACCAUGAUACAGGCUCAACACAGGCUCAUUGGCCCUUCCCUUCAAAUCAUAUUAUGGAGGGUUACGCAUACAUACUCAUGCACCCAGGAAUACCAACAGUUUUCUACGAUCAUUUCUAUGAUUGGGGUGACUCCAUUCAUGAUCAGAUUGUGAAACUGAUUGACAUCAGGAAGCGUCAAGACAUUCACAGCCGAUCAUCUAUUACGAUCCUGGAGGCCCAGCCGAACCUCUACUCUGCUAUAAUAGGGGAGAAAAUCUGCAUGAAAAUUGGGGAUGGUUCAUGGUGCCCGGCCAGUAGGGAGUGGACACUGGCAACCAGCGGCCACAGAUAUGCUGUUUGGAACAAGUAACUUAGAAAGAUUAAUUAUGGAUGUAGCUUCUACUUAUAAGACGAAACAACAUUUAUUCUACGCACUGGGAACUGACUGGCGGCUCAAUGCUUCCCACGGUUGCUAAUACUUGUUUACACCAAAUAGGAUGAGAAUCCACUUCCUCAUCUUUGACAUCCUCCACCCUAUGUACUUGGACAUGAAACGAUAAAAGCAAUCAUCCAAUUUUAUAGUAAAAACGAAGAGAAAGUUAACUUGGU
Molecule: messenger RNA, 1863 nt
Organism: Malus domestica (apple)
Lineage: Eukaryota; Viridiplantae; Streptophyta; Magnoliopsida; Rosales; Rosaceae
Source: RefSeq, a predicted model, not a curated record